AUGCAUUUCUCUGCUGUGACUGUGGCUACCUUUGCUGCGCUGGCCGCGGCCUCCCCUGUUGCCAGGCGCGGUCCCGCCAACACCGUGCCCUCGUGGGUCUGCGACUACUGGCCCAGCUACUCCGGCUGCAGCACCAGCACCUCCAGCACCUCGACGUCUGCUGUCACCGAGGUCCAGUACACGCCCAGCGCGAGCACCCCCUCGUCGGGUUCUUCUUCUUCUUCCUCCGGCUCUUCUUCCAGCGGCAACGAGUGGGUCACGCUCCACAACAACUACCGCCAGAAGCACGUCGACACCGGCAACGUCGAGUGGGAUGAGGAGCUCGCCGCCGGCGCCAAGGCGUGGUCGGAGAAGUGUGUGUUUGAGCACUCUUCGUCGAGCGGCGACUAUGGCGAGAACCUCGGCAUGGGCAGCGGUCUGACCGCCGAGCAGACGGUCGACAUGUGGUACGCCGAGAUCGACGGCUACAGCUCGUACUGGGGCAAGGACGACGUGCCCAUGAGCGUCAUGCACUUCACGCAGGUCGUCUGGAAGGGCACGACCAAGAUCGGCUGCGGUGUUGCUUCUUGCUCUGAUGGCAACCUCGUCACCUGCCGCUACAACCCGGCCGGCAACAUGCUCGGCGACUUCGCCGCCAACGUCGGCGAGCUCAAGUCCAGCUCGUAG
This is a messenger RNA of Lasiodiplodia theobromae, 666 nucleotides long. RefSeq names its product Allergen V5/Tpx-1-related protein. The transcript is spliced from 3 exons. The record is from RefSeq and is a predicted model, not a curated record. Bases 1 to 666 code for a protein of 221 amino acids. NCBI's taxonomy places the organism in Eukaryota, Fungi, Ascomycota, Dothideomycetes, Botryosphaeriales, Botryosphaeriaceae. Gene Ontology annotation, cellular component: extracellular region.